AUGGCGAUCAAGCACAACAACCAGAUUCAGAAGAACCACUUCCGCAAGGACUGGCAGAAGCGUGUGCGCGUGCACUUCGACCAGCCCGGCCGGAAGCACCGUCGUCGUGAGACCCGUAUCGCCAAGGCUGCCACCGUUGCUCCUCGCCCUGUCGACAAGCUGCGUCCCGUCGUCCGCUGCCCUACCAUCAAGUACAACCGCCGUGUUCGUGCUGGCCGUGGCUUCACCCUUGCUGAGCUGAAGGAGGCCGGCAUCCCCAAGAAGCUCGCCGGUACCGUCGGUAUCUCGGUCGACCACCGCCGCACCAACUACUCUAAGGAGUCCCUGGUCGCCAACGUCGCCCGCCUGAAGGACUACAAGGCCCGCCUGAUCCUCUUCCCCCGCAAGAGCGGUCAGUUCAAGAAGCUCGACUCCUCCGCCGAGGACGUCAAGGCCGCCAAGGCUGGUGAGGGUAUCGCCACCCGCGUCGGUGCCUCCUUCCCCAUCGUCAACCCCGCUGUUGAGGCCGCCAUCUCCGAGGUCAAGCGUGACGCCCUUCCCGAGGGUGAGAAGGCUGCUUACCGCCGUCUGCGUGAGGCCCGCGCUGAGGCUCGCUACGCCGGCCAGCGUGAGAAGCGUGCCCGCGCCAAGGCUGAUGAGGAGGCCGCCGCCAAGAAAUAA
Messenger RNA from Penicillium macrosclerotiorum, 660 nucleotides. RefSeq names its product 60S ribosomal protein eL13. The transcript is spliced from 4 exons. NCBI's taxonomy places the organism in Eukaryota, Fungi, Ascomycota, Eurotiomycetes, Eurotiales, Aspergillaceae. Gene Ontology annotation, molecular function: structural constituent of ribosome; RNA binding. The record is from RefSeq and is a predicted model, not a curated record. Gene Ontology annotation, cellular component: ribosome; cytosolic large ribosomal subunit. Gene Ontology annotation, biological process: translation. The coding region runs from base 1 to 660 and encodes 219 amino acids.